This is a messenger RNA of Desarmillaria tabescens, 872 nucleotides long. RefSeq names its product UMP-CMP kinase. Gene Ontology annotation, biological process: 'de novo' pyrimidine nucleobase biosynthetic process; CDP biosynthetic process; UDP biosynthetic process. Gene Ontology annotation, molecular function: ATP binding; UMP kinase activity. Gene Ontology annotation, cellular component: nucleus; cytoplasm. NCBI's taxonomy places the organism in Eukaryota, Fungi, Basidiomycota, Agaricomycetes, Agaricales, Physalacriaceae. The transcript has 5 exons. Bases 133 to 855 code for a protein of 240 amino acids. The record is from RefSeq and is a predicted model, not a curated record.
GUGUCCUCGUUGUUCACGUUCUACAUUAUCCUCAAGCAGAGAGAAAAAUCCUAUCCUCUCUCUCAGCAGCCACGACAAGCAGACCAUCCUCUUGUACCACCCUUCAAUAGAAAGGAUAGCGACAACUGAGCAAUGCCUGCUAUCAUCGAUAAGAUUGCCGACGCGCUGCAUCUCCACAAGGCGCCCAAGGAAACGGUGGUCGCAUCGCCUGCUUUUGAUUCGAGCAAGGUCAUCGUCAUUUUCGUUCUUGGCGGUCCCGGCGCAGGCAAGGGUACUCAGUGCGCUCGGCUUGUUGAGAGCUUUGGAUUUUGCCAUCUUUCGGCCGGUGAUCUCCUUCGUGCGGAACAAGUGAGAGAGGGCUCUCAGUAUGGGGAGCUCAUUCAAACAUGCAUUCGCGAGGGAACGAUAGUGCCCAUGGAGGUCACCAUCAAGCUACUUGAAAACGCCAUGCUUGAAGCCUUGAAAGGCGGCAAGUCGGGAGAUGGCUGGGGUGAGGGUCAGGGUCGUUUCCUUAUUGACGGCUUCCCUCGCAAAAUGGAUCAGGCAAUCAAGUUUGAAGAGGAUGUUUGCACUGCCUCCUUGGUCUUGUACUUUUCUACUACUGAGGCAGUCAUGCUUGAGAGACUUGUAGAACGAGGCAAGACCAGCGGCCGAGAAGACGACAACGAGGAGAGUAUCAAGAAACGGUUCCGUACAUACCAUGAGACGACCAUGCCAGUCAUAGAAUAUUACAAGAAGUUUGACAAGGUUGCAGAGGUUGACAGCUCAGUUUCAAUCGAUGAAGUCCAUAAGAAUACGGUAGAGGUCGUCAAGAAGGUUCUAUCUGGAGAAUAUGUUGCUACGGCAUCUGCUUAACCCUUUGUCUCGUUUCC